GCCAGACUUCUCAACGUAGCUAGCCAUGGGUUCCCAGCGGAAUGGUGGUGUGUUGUGGUGUCUCCUACUCGCCGGGCUCCUCCUGGUGGCUGUGGCGGCCGCGGAGGUGGAGGCCGGGCGGGACCCGAGGGAGGAUGUCGAGUGGUGCAAGAAGGACUGCGAUUGGAAGGGCGUUCAUGUGGCGCAGUGCAAGAAGCAGUGCCAUGAGAAGUACGGCCAGCAGGAAGAUGGCCUCAUGGAGGUGAGGACCGAGUGGGUGGAUCUCGGACGGUGCAAGAAGGAGUGCGAGCGGAUGGCCGGACAACAGGUGGCGCAAUGCAAGAAGCAGUGCCAUGAGAAGUACGGCCAGCAGGAGGAUGCCGUCAUCAAGGAGGUGAAGACCGAGUGGGCGGAUCUCGGACGGUGCAAGAAGGAGUGCGAGCGGAUGGCCGGACAACAUGUGGCGCAAUGCAAGAAGCAGUGCCAUGAGAAGUACGGCCAGCAGGAGGAUGGCGUCUUCAACGGGGUGAAGACCGGGAUUGCGGAUCUAGGACGGUGCAAAAGGGAGUGCGAUGAGAAGGGCGGGGAGGUGAUUGAGUGCAAGAAGGAGUGUCAUCAGAAGUACGGCCAGCAGCAAGAGGAGAGCCACGGUGGCGAGUGCGAGUCCCGCUGCCAGAAGGAAUGCCAGCACCACACCCACGACUACGAGAGGAAGCAGUGCAUCCGAGACUGCAAAGAGAAGCAGCGCGGUGGCGGUGGCAGCGGCGCCGGUGGCCGUGGCCGCGAGGGCGAUGAGCGCCAGCACGCCUGGGAGACGGUGGCCGCAGCCAUCCUUCAGGCGGUGUAACACCGGAGGACGUGUGUACGUAGCUAGCUCUCCAGGGCCCCCUUGCCUCUCUACUGCCCGUGCAUACGUAUGCACGUGUUGAAAAGAAUAAGUUGCGUAGUUGGCACUGGCUCUCCGUCUGUGGAGAGCGCGCUUUGUGAGGGGGCCGGAUCGACCUGGAACUACUGGGAGCUAAGCAGUCGAACUUGGCCUGUGCUGAUUAAAUUAAGGCCUAUGUUCAUUAAGCUGAUGACUGUGAUAAAUAAAGAGGGAGCAUGCUUCUGAAA
Lolium perenne is the source of this 1092-nucleotide messenger RNA. RefSeq lists its product as uncharacterized. The record is from RefSeq and is a predicted model, not a curated record. Gene Ontology annotation, biological process: defense response to fungus. NCBI's taxonomy places the organism in Eukaryota, Viridiplantae, Streptophyta, Magnoliopsida, Poales, Poaceae.